Schistosoma haematobium is the source of this 1631-nucleotide messenger RNA. RefSeq lists its product as uncharacterized. The coding region runs from base 165 to 1283 and encodes 372 amino acids. Gene Ontology annotation, biological process: regulation of DNA-templated transcription; neuron differentiation. Gene Ontology annotation, molecular function: DNA-binding transcription factor activity, RNA polymerase II-specific; DNA binding. The record is from RefSeq and is a predicted model, not a curated record. The transcript is spliced from 3 exons. Lineage: Eukaryota; Metazoa; Platyhelminthes; Trematoda; Strigeidida; Schistosomatidae.
CAUCAAAUGAAACAAGUUCUGAAUGUUUAAAUUAUGAAAAAUACAAUGGUAUUUGCAAUAAGAGUAAUAACAUUACUUCUAAUACUAAUCUAACUAAUACUGUCGACAAUUGUAGUCAUAAUAAUAAUAGCAACAAUAACACUGGGAUUUGUAGUAUAUCUGAUAUGAAAUUACCAUCAAGUAAUACAUGUGUAAAACAAAAGCGUCAUCGUACACGAUUUACACCGAAUCAAUUGAAUGAAUUAGAAAGAGCAUUUUCCAAAACACAUUAUCCUGACAUUUUUAUGAGAGAAGAGUUAGCUUUACGAAUUGGUCUUACUGAAUCACGUGUACAGGUUUGGUUUCAAAAUCGUCGAGCAAAAUGGAAGAAACGAAAAAAGUCAGGAACUCCAUUCCGCAUGACAAUCAAUAGUAAUUCGUUGACAAAGAACGUAAGCUUAACAACAAACAACUCUAUGAAAAAUAUAAUGAACGGUGACAAUACCUACAACAGUAUUACUUGUAGUAAUAACCUGAAUCCCUAUAUACAACAGCUAGUACCAACAGCACAAACAAGGAGUUUAGAUGGUUUAAAUUGUUCAAAGCUAGACAUAAAUCCUACCAAUAAUUUGUUUUUACAAAGUCCAACUACUUAUUUUGGCGAUAGUAGUUCAAAUACAAAUUACCCAUUAUUUGAACAUUCCCAGUCAAGUAUACGUAAAUCUCAAGCAAAUUCAUAUCCUUUUUUCUCACAACUAGAACAUAUUAAGGAUAAUAUGAAAGUGAAUCCAUACUUUGUUGAAUCGAAUCCUGCUGGCCCAUUUGAUCAAAUUUUACAGCAACGUUUAGCAUUGCCUCAAAUCCAUAAUAUUCCAGAAGUUAGUACACCAAAUCUAAUUGCAUAUCAAACCGAUUUACAGAAUGAUAAACAGAACCUUGAUGCAGUACAAGGCUGGCAUAGAAAAAUUGAUUCCUUACUCACAAAACAACUCGAAAGUAUGCAUCAACAUGAACAAAAUGAAAAGUCUUCAACAUGUGAAUUUAAUCUGGUUUCCACAACGACUUCAUCUGGUUUGUUAAGGAAUAAAAUAAAAAAUUCAAACGAAAUUUUCACGAUACCACCAAAUUUAAUCAAUCAAAAUUCCUCAAGUAUGGAUUCGAGGGAUUUUCUUUGUAUCACCGGUACUACUACUAUUACUAAUAGUACUGACGAUAUUGGUACAACAAUAGCAGGACAGUCUAAUACAUUAUCUAACUUAAUGUUAACCAAAAUAUCAAAAGAUGGGCUUAACAAUUUUAAUUAAUUCACAAUCAUAUUGACCAAAAAUGAAAUUUUAAUUGAUUUCUCCGUACAACACAACUUUCAGUAAGAUUUUCUCUAUAAAAUAAUUCAAGAGUAAAAUGGAUAUCAGUCAAUAUAUAAAUAUAUAUGAAACAGCGCUUGAUUUCAUAUUUCCCCAUUACUAUUGACCUCAUUAUCACUGUAUUUUCUUGUCAGAGAAUAAAUAGGAGAAAUAGUACAUUAUUACCAAUGUAUGGUGGAAAUGGCACAGUGUAUAAUUUCAUUACAAACACUUUCAAUUCACUUAUGCACAGACAUAUAAGGAACACGCCCCUUCAUGGGUUAGAAUAUUAACAGAUCUCUCUCUCUC